CAGUUAAAUUUUCCUCUUAAUAACGGUUAUCACGCUAAUAUUUAUUUUAAUACAUUGGAAUUCAAACAUCGUCGACGCGAAUAUAAAUCGUUCAGCGAAAUACAAUCGUGUCAAAAGAAUAGGAAACGUCGAAGAAAAUGAAACAAAUUCUGGUGUUAUCAACAUUUGCCUUUAUUUCUAGUUCUAUUGUUUGUUCUUAUUCUUCCUCCGGAACAUCUGCCGAUUCCAGUAGUUCUUCUGGGAAUUUCGAUGAACGAUUCUGUGCUCUGAGCGCUGAUAGUAAAGUAAAUUUUCGUUCUUGCCUGAUUGAAAAUGGCCUGGAAAUUGAGAAUCAACUUUUCAAAAAUUGUGCCCAACGAGUGAAAUUUUUCCCAACGUUGCUGGAAUUGGACGAAUACCUUUGCAAAAUCAGAAAUACACAAAAAUAUGAAAAAUAUGCUAAAUGUUUUAAUUCGGCGAAGGAAACGUUAAGCUUAAGUAAUCCCAAUGUAUAUCCUAUAUCCAGCAAAUGCUUAACGCAAGUGGAAAAUUGUCAACGAAAAUCAAUCUCAUCAAUUGAUUCUUAUCAACGAAGUUUUGAAGAAUUAUUCUAAAUUUCAGUGGUAUGCCGUCCUUGGAAGCGGUGGAAGCGCGGCUUCCCUUGUAUUUUCUAAAAUACAAACACAAUAUGUGCGACUACUUUCAU
Centruroides sculpturatus (bark scorpion) is the source of this 685-nucleotide messenger RNA. RefSeq lists its product as uncharacterized. The record is from RefSeq and is a predicted model, not a curated record. Lineage: Eukaryota; Metazoa; Arthropoda; Arachnida; Scorpiones; Buthidae. The coding region runs from base 138 to 593 and encodes 151 amino acids. The transcript is spliced from 5 exons.